Molecule: messenger RNA, 1760 nt
Organism: Ipomoea triloba (trilobed morning glory)
Lineage: Eukaryota; Viridiplantae; Streptophyta; Magnoliopsida; Solanales; Convolvulaceae
Exons: 5
Coding region: 766-1476 (236 amino acids)
Cellular component (GO): nucleoplasm; mitochondrion
Molecular function (GO): cadherin binding
Source: RefSeq, a predicted model, not a curated record
AGAGAUGGGAAGGGAUAGAGAUAGGGAUAUAUCGAGGUCGCCGGCGUAUAGAAGGAGGUAUUCGCCGUCGCUUUCACCGGUGGGGCACAGGUCUAGCCGCCGAAGCCGGAGAGAAAGAAUUCGAUCUCCUUAUUCGCAUAGCAGGUGAUACCCGAUUACUUAUAUGGUAGAUUAUGGUAGCUCUGUACUGUUGAUAUGUAUCAAUUUAGUUAUGAAAAUGUAUUCUGAUCAGUACUUUUUGGAAGAGUUUUUUUUACUAGGCUAAUGAAGUUCACUUGUCUCUUUGCUGAUUCAAUUACAGUUUGUUCAGGUCAUCUAUACAUAUGUAAUUCUUGACAGUGUUGUUAUCUAGGAUUUUGUUGUCAUGGAAGGACUUUCUGCCUUGCUCAAAAAUUAGGAUGUACUCCGAAAUAAGUUCAUAUUGUUGUCUCUCUAUAACAUGUAUUUGGACUCUGGAGAGUUAAAAUGGAGAUUGUUCUGAAGAAUUUGUGGUUAGCCUAGGUUUUGGAAUUUCUCUUCUAGUGAAAAGAUUGCUGAGUGGACUGUGGGGGGAAAAUUCUUUAUAAAUGUAAAUUGGCAACAAUGGUUUUCUUCAUGUGAAAAAUAAAAAAGACAGUACUUCCUUUCAUUGCUAAGCAAUCAGGCGAUGAGUGCCGAUGGUUCAGUUCCAAAUGAUAAAAGAUGCAGCUCACUGUUUAUUCUUUGCAAUCCAGAAGGUAACCGUAUUUGCUGUUGUAUUGGAUUGUGCUGGUCCUGCUGGAUGAGAUGGGAAAAAGAAGCCGUUCAUUGUCCUCAAGACGCCACAAAAGUCGUUCUUUAACUCCAAGGCGACAUCGAAGCCGCUCUCCAACUUCAAGGCGUCAUAGGAGACAAAGAAGUAAGAGUACAUCAUUGUCUCCUAUUGGUAAAUCGUUGAUAUCAAGUACGGGAUCAAGAGAGCGGAAGGAUGAUAGUGAAAUGCUAAGAAAACAGGAAGAGGAAAAGAAAAGGCGUCAACAGGAAGCAGAAUUAAAAUUAGUAGAAGAAGAAACGGCAAGAAGAGUGGAAGAGGCGAUUAUGAAAAAAGUUGAAGAGAAAUUGAAGUCUGCCUACAUCAAGCUUGAAAUUGACAAGCGACUUGCAGAAGGUCGAAAGAAGCUUAUCAUCGAGGUUGCAGCUCAGCUCGAAAAGGAGAAGGAAGCUGCUCUCAUCCGGGCAAAACAAAAGGAGGAACAAGCUAAGAAGGAGAAAGAAGAGUUGGAUAAGAUGCUCGAAGAGAAUAGGAUGAAGGUCGAAGAAGCACAGAGAAAGGUAGCUCUGGAACAGCAGAGCAAAGAGGAAGAACGAUACAAGGAAUUGGUGGAGCUCCAACGACAGAAAGAGGAGGCAAUGCGAAGGAAGAAGCAAGAAGAGGAGGAAGAACGAGCCAAACAAAUGAAACUGUUGGGCAAGAACAAAUCUCGACCAAAACUGUCCUUCGCUUUAGGGUUGAAAUGAUCAAUGCCCUCGGCCUGAGUGGUGUCGUCGUGUUGGUGACUUGUCUUGUCCCAAAACAAGGUGAUUUCUAGUGGAACCGAAGCCGGGCAACCCCUGCCCUUCUUACCUUUGUUUCUGUAAUUUCUUCUUUUCCUUUUUCUUUCUUAGUUUAACUAGGUUACAGUUUGCUGUAUUUUCAAGUGCUUUACCUUCAUUUUUGACAGACAAUCAAUGUAAUGCCCGCAGCUGAUGUUAAUUAAUGUGUGAUAGUUUAGUAUGCAAUGGUCCAAUGGAUGGUUUACUUC